Molecule: messenger RNA, 3603 nt
Organism: Fusarium sp. VM40
Lineage: Eukaryota; Fungi; Ascomycota; Sordariomycetes; Hypocreales; Nectriaceae
Source: the annotation of a GenBank genome assembly
AUGGAUGACCUGCUGAACCUCGAGUUAUUGUCCCUCGUCUCGAAGGUGACUUCGGAGGUGCAGAAUCAUUUGGGCGUUGGGGAGAAGACCGUUGCGGAAUUCCUAAUCGCCAAACGGACGGAAUGCAGUAGUUUCGACGAAUUUCGCGACAACCUCGAGACAACCACCCCCGGUCUACCGCCUAGUCUUGUCGAAAGUAUUGAUCGCCUGGUACUCGCUCUACACCCCAAGUUCAAAGGCAAAGCAAAGCCCAACACAGACGAACACCACUCGCGAACUUUCGAAGAAAAGGAAAAGGUCUUUAGUGGUCUUGCGCUCCCCGACAAGGAGCCUGCGCGCGAUGAUGGAGCAGAUGCUAUCGAUGAUACUCUUGCGCUCCUGGAGGGCUUAGAAGGGAAGGCGAAAAAGAGCAAACCAGCAAGACGGAGUCGAAGCCCCGAUGCAGAACAUAAAGAUUCGAAGAGAAGGAAAAGAGAUAGAUCGCGGUCAAGGGAACGUCGCAAACGGGAUAGAUAUCGAUCGAGAUCACGGUCGCAAGAACGAGGCGACGAAGACUGGCGCGAUGGCCACCGCGAUUCUCGCAAAGAUCGAAGAGGCCGCCGGCGACACGACGACGACGACCGAUUUCGCAAUGCCCCAGCUCCUGAAGUGGACGAUUCACCCCAACUACACAAGAUCUAUCAAGGACAUGUUACGGGACUCAAGGAUUUUGGCGCAUUCGUUAACUUGCACAACGUGAAAGGUAGGGUGGACGGCUUAGUACAUGUCUCCCGAAUGUCUGCUGGACAACGCGUCAACCACCCUUCGGAUCUGGUGACCCAAGGACAGGAGGUUUGGGUUAAAGUUGCGAGUCUUGAUAAAGACCAGAACGGCCGUGACCGUGUGGGCUUGUCUAUGAAGGAUGUUGACCAAGAAAGUGGGCAGGAUCUGGAACCACAAGUUCGCAUGUCUACAGGCGCCAAUAUGGAAGCACUAGGAGGAGGCCUAGGGGGUAUCGGAGGCCCGAGGGACGGGUUCGCAGAGCCAUCUGGCAUGCCGCGAGAUAACCUGGGGCCACCACGACGACAAAAGAAGAGAAUGACAUCCCCCGAGAGGUGGGAGAUUCGACAAUUGAUUGCAUCAGGAGUGGCCAAGGCCUCCGAUUAUCCUGAUCUGGAGGAAGACUACAACGCAACUCUCCGCGGCGAUGGCGAGCUGGAGUUGGAAGAGGAUGUCGAUAUUGAGGUCCGCGAGGAGGAACCCCCAUUCUUGGCCGGACAGACCAAACAGUCUCUCGAGCUGUCACCCAUUCGUGUAGUCAAGGCACCCGACGGCUCUAUGAACCGAGCAGCUAUGUCGGGUACCUCCUUGGCAAAGGAGCGAAAAGAGCUCAAGCAGCAAGAAGCCGAUGCAGCUGCUAAGGACGAACCCAAGGAGAACCUUGCCCAACAGUGGCAAGAUCCCAUGGCUGAUCCCGAUAAGAGGAAGUUCGCUAGCGAUAUGAGGAACGCCAGGAAGAACCAGCCUUCUGAGGACGUGCCUGAAUGGAAGAAGGCUGUAAUCCCCAAGGGCCAGCCUUUGGGUAAGCGCACGAACAUGAGCAUCAAGGAUCAACGAGAAUCGCUACCUGUCUAUGCAUUCCGAAACCAGUUGAUCAAGGCUGUUCACGAGAAUCAGAUUUUGAUUGUGGUCGGUGAGACUGGAUCUGGAAAGACCACACAAUUGACGCAGUAUCUUGCUGAAGCUGGCUUUGCCAAUGACGGCAUCAUCGGUUGCACACAACCGCGUCGUGUUGCUGCUAUGUCAGUCGCAAAGCGUGUGGCUGAAGAAGUUGGCUGUAAGCUUGGCGAGGAGGUGGGAUACACGAUUCGUUUCGAAGACUGCACCAGCCCUUCAACAAAAAUCAAGUACAUGACAGACGGUAUGCUUCAGCGUGAGAUUCUCGUUGAUCCCGAUAUGUCGCGAUACUCUUGCAUCAUGCUUGACGAAGCUCACGAGCGUACCAUUGCCACCGACGUUCUUUUUGCCUUGCUCAAGAAGGCCCUCAAGCGACGCCCCGACAUGAAGGUUAUUGUCACCUCAGCGACGCUUGACGCCGACAAAUUCUCUGCCUACUUCAACGAAUGUCCCAUCUUCACUAUUCCCGGUCGAACAUUCCCUGUCGAAGUACUUUACUCUAGAGAACCCGAAUCCGAUUACCUGGACACCGCUCUCGUCACAGUCAUGCAAAUCCAUCUCACUGAGCCCAAAGGUGAUAUCCUCCUCUUCUUGACAGGCCAAGAAGAAAUCGACACGGCUUGUGAAGUUUUAUACGAGAGGAUGAAAGCAUUAGGGCCUAACGUGCCAGAUCUAAUCAUCCUUCCUGUUUACGCCUCGCUUCCUACCGAAAUGCAGAGUCGAAUUUUUGACCCUGCACCCCCCGGCAGCCGUAAGGUUGUCAUCGCCACCAAUAUUGCAGAGACGUCUAUCACUAUUGACGAGAUUUACUACGUCGUCGACCCCGGCUUCGUGAAGCAGAACGCCUACGAUCCUAAGCUGGGUAUGGACUCUCUUGUUGUUACACCUAUUUCGCAGGCUCAAGCAAAUCAGAGAGCCGGUCGAGCCGGUCGAACUGGCCCCGGAAAAUGUUUCCGCUUGUACACUGAAGCAGCAUAUCAGUCUGAAAUGCUGCCGACUACUAUCCCUGAAAUCCAACGACAGAACUUAUCCACCACAAUCCUCAUGCUCAAGGCCAUGGGUAUCAACGACCUGCUCCACUUCGACUUUAUGGACCCGCCCCCAAUCAACACUAUGCUUACCGCGUUGGAGGAGCUUUACGCACUCAGUGCUCUCGACGACGAAGGUUUACUUACCCGUCUGGGACGAAAGAUGGCUGACUUCCCUAUGGAGCCAUCUCUCGCCAAGGUCCUUAUUGCCGCCGUCGACCUUGACUGUGCCGAAGAAGUACUUAGCAUCGUGUCUAUGCUCAACAUCUCAACAGUCUUCUACCGUCCCAAGGAGAAGCAGUCCCAGGCAGACCAAAAGAAGGCAAAGUUCCACGACCCCCACGGCGACCAUCUAACGUUUCUCAACGUAUACAACUCUUGGAAGACGAGCGGUUAUUCCUCACCUUGGUGUUUUGAGAAUUUCAUCCAAGCCCGUUCCAUGCGUCGAGCCAAGGAUGUCCGCGACCAAAUUGUUAAGAUCAUGGACCGGUACAAACAUCCCAUUAGAUCCUGCGGCCGCGCUACCGAAAAGGUCCGUCGGGCCCUCUGUGCCGGAUUCUUCCGCAACGCGGCCCGCAAGGAUCCUCAGGAGGGCUACAAGACCCUCACCGAGGGCACGCCUGUGUAUCUGCAUCCCAGUUCAGCGCUCUUUGGCAAGCAGGCAGAGUGGGUGAUCUACCACGAGCUUGUGCUGACGAGUAAGGAAUACAUGCACUGCACGACGAGCAUCGAACCCAAGUGGCUCGUGGAGGCGGCGCCGACGUUCUUCAAGGUUGCGCCGACGGAUAGGUUGAGCAAGCGCAAGAAGGCUGAGAGGAUCCAGCCGCUGUAUAACAAGUUUGCUACAGAGGAUGACUGGCGACUGAGUGCGCAGAGAAAGGGUGGAAGAGGAGGAGGUGGUGGUGGAACUUGGGGUUAA